Messenger RNA from Saccharomycopsis crataegensis, 2097 nucleotides. It is a transcript of the gene VPS36, whose product is annotated as ESCRT-II subunit protein VPS36. Gene Ontology annotation, molecular function: phosphatidylinositol-3-phosphate binding; ubiquitin binding. Gene Ontology annotation, cellular component: late endosome membrane; ESCRT II complex. Gene Ontology annotation, biological process: protein transport to vacuole involved in ubiquitin-dependent protein catabolic process via the multivesicular body sorting pathway. The transcript has a single exon. NCBI's taxonomy places the organism in Eukaryota, Fungi, Ascomycota, Saccharomycetes, Ascoideales, Saccharomycopsidaceae. The record is from RefSeq and is a predicted model, not a curated record. The coding region runs from base 1 to 2097 and encodes 698 amino acids.
AUGUCAUCAAAAACGAGGCACAAAAUCCCGAAAUACUGGCAUUUUGCUCACUUAACUGCAUCUUACACGCCAAUUCUCAACCAACAUCGUACCGAAUCAAUAGCUUUGCUUGUUGACUCGGUGGGACUCUACCAAGGAAACUUUAAGAUCCAUAAUCAUCAGAAUGGGAGAAUCUACUUAACAAACGAAAGAUUAGUUUAUGUGGAUAAUGAUGAUCCAGUUAAUUGUAGUUUAUACUUCAAGUUGAUUGAUGUGAUUUCUGAUGGUGGCUUGAAAUUUUAUAAUGGGUUUUUGAAGCUGUCACCGAAGAUAACCGUCAGGUUCAAAGAUGACAAUAAUAUCUCAGAUGAUAGUGAAGGGGGAUUAUAUGAGGCCGAUGGCUUAUUUGAAAGUAUUGAAUCUACACAGUCGAAUAAAGAUAAAUUGAAGGAUCCUAGUAUUGAAAGACUACGAGCUACUGAUAUGUCUCAAGCCAGUUCUGUAGGCUCGAUUUCUGGUAACAGCGAUAUUUUCGAAACUGGAGACUUUGAGAUAGUUUCCUGGAAAUGCAAGAUAUGUCAGUUCGUUAAUAAGAUUUCUCUGGAGAAUUAUGAAUUGGAUAAGUUGUUGAACCCAAACUUGAAUACGGGCGUGAAGUUUCCAAAUUGCGUUAAUUGCGGCAUUCAAUCCACAAAAAAUGGGAUCAUCAGUGCGAUUAAGAAGAGCAGGAACAAGAAAUUGAAACUAAAGCAGAAGGAGCUAGAAGCACUAAAGGAUAAAGAUUUAAUUGAUCUAAGUGAUGAUGUUGCGUCAUCCGAAAGCGUUGUUAAAAGCAAGAAUAUUAAUCAAUGUCUUGUGUGUACUUUUGUGAACCAUCCAUUAAUGAAGAAUUGUGAGAUUUGUGGCUCUUCAUUGAAUAACUUUCCAAAAAAGCCAACCUUAAAAAAUGCUAGAAAUUUAAUCAUGCUUGAUACCGAGGAUCCGAGUGAUGGAAAUAAAGAAGCUUUUCAAGCUAGAUCUAUCAAAUUGAGUUUCCGGGGCAACUUCAAUGGUGGAAAUAAUAAUAAUUCAAAUGACUUAAAGAAGUUUUUAUCAAAAUUGCAAGAAAUGAUAGAUGAGGCGAACCUUAAGGACAUUAUGAAACGGGCUAAUAAGAAUGAGAAUGUCCAGAAGAUUAUUAUGUCAAACCCGAAAGGACCAUCUGAUUCCCUGGUUUCCAAUGAAGCUAAAACGCCAAGAAUCAAAACUGGGAUUUCUGCACUCGAAAGUAAUCAAGGUCAUAUUAUCAAAAAGAAUGAAUUUAUCUUGGAAUCUUCGUUGGAAGACUUGAACUCUUUAAUGUCGAAGGCAAAAGAACUAAACAAUCUAAUCAAGUCCUUUGAUAAAGUUAUUAAUGUUAAUAGUAUCAGUAAUAACGAAUAUCAAAAAACUCUUGAUGAAUCUAAAAGCACUUUAGGAAUUGGCAAUACUAAUGAUUCAUUUCACUACCUUGUUUUGAAUAACAAUUUUAAUUUUUUAAAUAAGUUAGAUAAUAAGGAGAUAUUUUACAAAGAGCUUGCCAGAAACUUGGCAAUAUUUAUCCAGAACUUUGUAUUUGGUAUUGGGGACAACAGUAUGAAAUUAAUUACAAAUGAAUACUCUGGAGGUAUUAUCUCAUUGAUAGAUCUCUACUCCCUAUACAAUAUAUCGUUGGGAUUCAAUAAUAAUUUAAUCUCACCUUCUGAUUUGCUAGAAUCGGUAUCAUAUUUCGAUAGCUUGAAAUUACCGUUGAAGUUCAGAAAGUUUGAAAAAAGUGGUCUUUUAGUGAUUCAAGAUUCGAAAUGUACUGAUGAAGAGAUUCUCAAUCAAGUUACGGAUUUCUUGAUAAAUAAGAAGUUCAGGUUACAAAACAGUGAAGUUAUAGACUCUGAAUAUCAGAGUGUUGAGAAUAAAAUUAAAGGUAGCGGUGAAUAUUUUAGAGGAAUAAAUAUCCAAACCCUUGUUAAAGAAAUGAAUUUAAGUGUGGCAAUUUUGCAAGAAAUCCUCGACAUUGGGCUAAUGAAUGGAUCUUUAUUAAUCGAUGAAGAUAUUUCAGGUACCAGUUACUACUUAAAUGAAAUUGAUAACUACGAAUGGUAG